GCAAAAUCACAUCGCUCUUUCUUGCAACACUGCAUGUUCUGAGCUCAUGGCUUUGUCUCUUGCCAGCCUGUGUUGAUAGCUGCACUUAAACUGCAUGUUUCUCUUUAUCCUGACCUAUAAAUCCAUCAGCUUAGCGCCAGCACCUCCAUCAGCAAGCUUAGCAUUACACCUAGCUGAACACCACCUGAUACAUUACGUACUUCGUUGAACUUCAGCCAAGAAAGGAGGAGAUCGAAGCAGCCAUGAUCACUGCCAAGAGACUCGUCCAGAUUGCGAGGAAGUGGCAAAGAAUGGUGGCCCUCGCGAGGAAGAGGCUCACACCGUCGACGACGCCGGCGGAAGAAACCCAAGGAUCUUGCUGCACGUCGACGUCGGUGGCUGGCAAGGGCCACUGCGUUGUGUACUCAGCCGACGGCAGGCGGUUCGAGGUCCUGCUGGCGUACCUCGGCACUGCCGUCUUCGGCGAGCUCCUGAGGAUGUCGCAGGAGGAGUUCGGGUUCGCCGGCGAAGACGGCAGGAUCACGCUGCCCUGUGACGCUACGGUGAUUGAGUACGCGAUGUGUUUGCUUAGGAGAAAGGCCUCUGAAGAGGUUGAAAGGGCGUUCCUGAGCUCUAUGGCGAGGCCUUGCCACUAUGGAAAUGGCUUGGCGCAAUCCAUGGGAGUUAGCCUACAAACUGCACUUCCUAGCUUCUGAA
This is a messenger RNA of Phragmites australis (common reed), 696 nucleotides long. RefSeq names its product auxin-responsive protein SAUR36-like. Bases 243 to 695 code for a protein of 150 amino acids. The record is from RefSeq and is a predicted model, not a curated record. Gene Ontology annotation, biological process: response to auxin. The transcript has a single exon. NCBI's taxonomy places the organism in Eukaryota, Viridiplantae, Streptophyta, Magnoliopsida, Poales, Poaceae.